AUGCAAGCACCUCGAGCGAUACGCGAUUUUCCUCAUUCACCUCCAUCUCCGUCAAACUCAAAACGUCGGCAAACCAUGUUCAACGAGACUCAACCCCCGAAUAAAAGACAACGACCAGGAGUAGCGACAAAUCUUUUGUAUAAACUUACUGAACUUGCCGCUUAUACCUCGGCCGUCGCCACCGAAACAUAUCAAACAUUUAUUGGCGUGGUUGGAACAGACGGACUACCACCAGCAUCCCAACAACAAUUCAAUCAACGUAAAAUUAGUAAUGCUGCGACUUUUAAUAAUAGGUAUAGUAUGGCCUUGGAUGGAUAUGGUGAGGACAUUAUGCAAAUCAAAGCAGACGAUGAUGAUUGCGAGAUGGGUGAUGAAGAAUUCGUUGAAACAACUGAAGUUAAAAGCAUCAAAAAAAAUGAAUGCGAUUGGUCAAACGUUAACGCUGACGAAGAGGAACCCCCGCCACCAUAUGAUAGUUCUUGGUCAAUGGUAAAUAUUCUCUUUAAUACUUUGAGCAUGAUCACUUUUAUUAAAAUAGAUUGA
Molecule: messenger RNA, 543 nt
Organism: Ambispora leptoticha
Lineage: Eukaryota; Fungi; Glomeromycota; Glomeromycetes; Archaeosporales; Ambisporaceae
Source: the annotation of a GenBank genome assembly